Messenger RNA from Musa acuminata subsp. malaccensis (wild Malaysian banana), 996 nucleotides. The record is from RefSeq and is a predicted model, not a curated record. NCBI's taxonomy places the organism in Eukaryota, Viridiplantae, Streptophyta, Magnoliopsida, Zingiberales, Musaceae.
CCUUGAAUUCUGAUAUCUAAUGGUGGAAAAGCUCCUGUGGAUCUUAUUUACGCACCCCGAAGGAAUUGGACAAGCAUAAAGGACGAGAAUGGUGAUGGUGAAAGAAGAGUUGCGAAGAGGACCGUGGACGGAGCAGGAGGACCUGCAACUGGCUUGCUUUGUGGCCUUGCUCGGCGAACGACGUUGGGAUUUCAUAGCCCAAGCCUCAGGUCUGAAUAGAACAGGAAAGAGCUGCAGGAUGAGAUGGGUUAAUUACCUCCACCCCAGUCUCAAGCGCGGCCGCAUGACCACCCAAGAAGAGCACCUCGUUCUCGAGCUACAUUCUCGCUGGGGCAAUAGGUGGUCUCGGAUCGCACGGAAGCUCCCCGGCCGCACUGAUAACGAGAUCAAGAAUUACUGGAGGACUCAUAUGAGAAAAAGAGCACAGGAAGAGAAGAGAAACUGCUCACCUUCGGCGACGUCUUCCGCACCGCCUGCUGAUGAUCUCCCCACCCGAUCAGAGGUCGCUGCGGAGAGUCAACUUAAUGGAAACGGUGACGGUGGUAAUGCUGACUCCGUGGAUGAGGUGUGGGAUGAGAUUGCACUAAGCUCUGGGGAUCGCAGGGAUGAAGCCGGCGGUUAUGCAUGCACCCCUUUGACUUCCGCCACUCCUGUGUGGGAAUGCUGCUCUGGUUCGCUGUGGAAGACGGAAGACGAAGAGCUCCAUGGCGUGUCAUUUGGUUUCUGAGUACCAGAAGAACAACGGGGAGCCUUGUUCUCGAAGCCUGUUCAUGCAUGACGUUCGAAGAUAGUUGUGGAUCCAUUGAAGGAGGAUGGUAUGAACAAUGUAGGUUGGGGGCUCGAUGUCAUAAGUGGUGCGUGUAAAAGGAUGUGCCACGGGCUUGCUUCUUUUCUCUUAGGUACACCAAGUGAGGGUAUAUCUAUCGGGAGACACAACAGAUAUCCAUAAACGAAGUGUUCGAUCCUCUUGCUUCUGGAUGAUGGAUGGCAGUAAUA